Dalotia coriaria is the source of this 1729-nucleotide messenger RNA. RefSeq names its product peptidoglycan-recognition protein LE-like. Bases 88 to 1107 code for a protein of 339 amino acids. Gene Ontology annotation, biological process: peptidoglycan catabolic process. The transcript is spliced from 5 exons. The record is from RefSeq and is a predicted model, not a curated record. Gene Ontology annotation, molecular function: zinc ion binding; N-acetylmuramoyl-L-alanine amidase activity. NCBI's taxonomy places the organism in Eukaryota, Metazoa, Arthropoda, Insecta, Coleoptera, Staphylinidae.
ACAAAAAAGUCCGACAACCAGUCGGUCCCUACUCGGAAUUGGAGGAGGUCGUAAAUUGUACUUCACAUCAAAAUACGAGUUUGUAAAAUGUGUGAUCAGUCAACAGUUGAAACACAAGUUUCUCUCGUAAACAUGCGAGUAAACCCGGCAGAAAAUCAAUCUCUGAGUGAAAAACUCGAGAAAUGCCAGGAAUGGCUGGAAAAUUGUACAAUUAGCGAAGCGCAAUCGAUUUGUAGUGAGUGUCCGACCGAAAGUGACUCGAACUUUGAUUGUUCAUCAACAGAUUACAGUGAAUGCUCAUCACAGUCACAGAUUGUUUCCAGGACAGACAGAAUAACAACUAUUGAUAAUAAUAAAUGUAUUAAUAAUAAACAGUUAGAAUCCAUAAUUGGACAAAAUCAGAAUGUUUAUGAGAAUAUUAUCGUCAAUAAGUCGAAAAGAGUUCAUUUGGGUAAUGUUACAGUGAUUAACGGACCGAUUUACAUAAAAGAAUCACAAAAAACAAAGAAAAACGAUGAUAUUGUUAGUGAUAUAAAGCCUGAACAUCUUAAAUUAGCUGAAGCUCAUAUUCGUUGGAUUGAUAGACGUGCGUGGUUAGCGCAACCGCAAGUUGAAGAAUACGAAAAACUACAAAAUCCAGCUAAAUAUGUUAUUAUUUGCCACUCUGCAACAGAGGACGCUGGUACGCAUUGGGAUAAUAUUAUAUUAGUGCGUCACAUCCAACAAUUCCAUAUAGAAUGCCGUAAAUGGUCUGAUAUAGCCUAUAAUUUUAUGAUUGGAUGUGAUGGUUAUACUUAUAAAGGAAGAGGAUGGGGAAUACGUGGUGCACAUUCAUUCAGAUAUAAUGCAAUCUCAGUAGGUAUUUGUUUUGUCGGCACGUUCUGUACAAAACUACCCCCGCAAAUCGCGCUGGAACAGGCGAAAGCACUGAUCAGAUACGGCGUUGAGCAAGGCGAAAUCGACAAGGAUUACGCCUUAAUUGGAAAUUGUCAGGUCUCAUCGUCGAAGAGUCCCGGCGAGUGCCUGUUCGAGGAAAUCCAGACUUGGGAUCAUUACGACCCGAGUAUUACUCUAGAAAAUCCUUCAUCUUUAAUCGAGGCUGCGUAAAAUGAAAAAAAAAACAAGAAAAAGACUAAAAUUAUUUUUAUUUUAUAGUGAUGUUUAACUAUUUUGAAACUAUGUCUAGGGACACAACAUCAAUAAAAACUAAUUUUGCAACAAUUAGUCGCGCAUAAUUAAAAAACGUGCUCGAAUUGGCGGCCACAAUGUACGCGACACAUUCUAAUUUCGACGAGGAGGAACACAAAGCGCGCUGGUUUUAUUUUCGCGCAUUCAUAAAGAUUUAACGCGGCGGAAUAUCGGCCGACGGGAAGUACCGAAAUAACGGAUAAUAAACGCUCACGCAAAGCAAUAGAUUAGUUAAAAAUACUUAAAACUAUACCAGGAGACUAAUAAACGGCAAUAACAAUAAAUAUUUACUUAAAUAUCUUGAUAUUUACCGUUUUUUCUGAUAUUUUUCGAUAAAAUUCAAUAAAAACUAAAAUGUGCAUUUUUAGUUUAUAAUACGACCACCAGAUGUCGCGACGUACACCGUUUGCAACUAAAAUAUUUAUCAACAAAUCAAAAACACGUGUUUUUAUCUCUCCUCGUGCAUUUCAAGCGAAUGUAAACAAUAGUUUAGAAUGUAAAAGCAUAUAAAAACAAUAAACACGAUGUGAAUAGAAGUUAA